Aaosphaeria arxii CBS 175.79 is the source of this 1436-nucleotide messenger RNA. RefSeq names its product S-adenosyl-L-methionine-dependent methyltransferase. The coding region runs from base 286 to 1158 and encodes 290 amino acids. Gene Ontology annotation, molecular function: RNA methyltransferase activity; snRNA binding; O-methyltransferase activity. Lineage: Eukaryota; Fungi; Ascomycota; Dothideomycetes; Pleosporales. The transcript is spliced from 3 exons. Gene Ontology annotation, biological process: snRNA modification. The record is from RefSeq and is a predicted model, not a curated record.
AGGGAGGAUCUACACCAUUGCCGUGUCCAUCUUACCUUCUUUUCUAUCAUUUUUCUCUAGUCUCUCUAGUCUCUCUAUUCUCUCUAUCUGAAUUUCUCUCCUCCCCUUCUUUCAUUCGCUUUCAGUCAGCAGAUAGAACCCGAAUCACUCAUUUCAUACACACAAACACACUCCAUAUCACCGAUACUACCAUACCUCCUCCGUCACCAGCACGACUCAGGUAAUACCAUCGUACCAUCGUUUCCAAUCAUCUAUCCCUCUUUCGCCAUUACUUCGGCUGAUCUGAUGGCGACCACAACGACUUGGGGCAACUAUAGAGAUUAUCAAGGUCCUGCAAACCAGAAUCCAGGUUCGGCUCCAUCUAUUCACGUCCGUGAUGUCCGUUUGACCCUGCUCGAUAGCUUGCUUCCCGGUCUGUUCAAUGCCAAGAAUUGCCUUGACAUCGGUUGCAAUGCCGGGAGGGUCUCUUGCCAACUUGCUCUCGAUUUCGGCGCUGCUUCUGUCACUGGCGUCGACAUCGACACUAAGCUCGUAGACCAGGCAAGCAACCUGCUGGCCCUCCGUUCCUCACGUGUCCGCCCUGCGAACGCUCCCGCAACCGCCCACACCAACGCCAAUGUCAAUGCCAAUGACAAUGCCAGCGGCGACUGCUCCGAUUCCGUCGUCAAUUACUUUCCAAUGUCCGCCAUUUUGAAUCAUGGCUAUCGAUUCGAACCCCAGGGGAAAGGAACACGCCACUCGACGGCUUCCGCGCCUACCUCUGGGCCUGAGACAAACCAUCGCGUGCGAUUCGUCUCCGAGGAUUGGGUCGUGUCAUCUAACCCGGCGACCGAUGGGCCUUACCAUGUGAUCCUGGCCUUAAGUGUCAUCAAAUGGAUGCACUUGGAACAUGGCGACGAAGGGUUGGUGAAGUUCUUUCGCAAGUGCGCAGCGUCGCUCGCAAACGGCGGCUUCUUGAUCAUCGAGCUUCAAGAUUGGCAGUCAUACCAGAAGGCCGUCCGCUCGCAAAAGGGUCCACACUACCGCGAAAGCCUGGAGAAGCUGCAAUACCGGCCGGAGACGUCUUUCACAGAGCUAUUGCGAGAGCAGGGUUUCACAUCCUGUGCGACCUCUGAAGAAUUACCCCGCCGCAUCAGUGUAUAUUGUUUGAAAAAGUGAUGAUGGCGAGUACUCUGCCUGCGGGGAUGAGGAAGAUCAGAGGCGGGAGGAUUACCCUUCCCGCACACCGUUUGUGCAGUCACGGCCGUUGGCCCAACCCAUAUCCAAGAACUCCACCAUGCACUUCAUCUACACUCGUUCUGGGUUUGAUUGACUCUGUCCCGGGGAUUUUCGAUACACCCAACCAAUCAUCGAACCAUCCUUCGGCAAUUCGACCAGCCUCCUCUUCUCUCUACCAAUCAUCUCCUCUGAAAUGCAUCAUUCGGCAGUUGAAAUUU